AUGGAUAUCAACUCCUUCCGUCAAGCAGCGCGAUCAUACAUCAACAGUAUCUCUUUAGGACAGCCGCUAGACGAUAGAAGAGUUUUGCAACUCACAUACCCUGGAGAAAUCGAGCUGCCAGGCCUUGCAAAGAUCCUUGCUCUUGAACAGCCCCCGGGAAAUCAGCAGGAACUAUUGGAGAACGUAUUGAUACUAGAAGACUUCAUCAAGUAUACAAUACGCCCUGCAGGCAGCGACCCUGUGGAAACGAGUACUGAAGUCAUCAAAUACUUAGUAAAUAAUUCAUUGCCACGAUCGGGUUUUCUAGACCCUUUGCCGUAUAGCCAAGACGAAGAGUUGCACCUGACAGAAAAGGACAUCGCUUGGUUCUAUGUAUUGAGUUACAGGACUUUUCUGUGUUUGAAACACUUUCAGCCUCCAUCGCUCGACGCCGAGGAUAAUACUUUAAUCUUACGCGUCGGUUUCCUAGCUUCAUACACAGAUCUGAAUGACCCUUGGACUUCUGCUAUUCUUCACAAGAAGUCAACCGAGCUUCUCAAAGACUCGUUUCAAUUUUACACAAGCAAAGCAUGGAAAAACCUGCUCACCGGGUUGUUGGAGGUAAAAGUCAAGCCAGCAUUUGCAGUCAAGAACCACCCCAAAAUCACAAAAUCAGCCCGUAAAGUCAUAGGUAUGGGCGAAACAAGGGCCACAUUAGCUGGCGAAGAUAUCAUGAUAAAGCCAUGGAAAUUCGACGAGGUUUUCGUUCCAACGAUUCUGCGAUGGGUUUUGCUUCAGCUCGAGCAAGUAGAUACUACAUUCAUCGAGGCCGUCUGGCCGCUCAUUGUUCCCCCAAUACUCACCUUGAUCGACGACACGUCGAUCAAGUACAAGAUUGCCGGUUGCAGCGAUCUCGCAGUACUUCUACAAAUGAGACCCUUUGCAAUGCUUAAUCGUACUGGACUAGGUGAAGUUUUCGAAGAUGCCGUUAUGCCUUGUCUCAUGUAUUUGCCAACUUUAGAGAAGGAGGUAGACUCUGUUGCCCUUCUAAAAGAGGCUUACCCUGCUAUCAUUCGAUUAGGUUGUGAGCGCUUCCCCACGACUGAGCAUCAAGACUUACGAAUGCGCUCCUUAGACAGGAUCAUGCGAUAUGGCAUUCUGAAGGGUUAUGCGCAUGCUGGGGAAUACGCGAGAAUUGCAGAGGUCCUGAUCACGCAGGUCAUCGAGCUUGUGAAGCAGAUGGGCAUACAUGUAGUCCGACACGCAAAGAGCACAUUGACCUUCGUUUGGCCUCGAAUGGCGUAUUAUAGAGUGAACGUUUUAGAAUCCUUGGUACUUUGCUGGCUUAGAGUUCGAGGCGAUGAAGCAUCAUUCGCGCACAGCAAGCCGAUUCACAACGAGAUCAAGGCUACCCUUUCUCUAGUCGCGGCUUUGAUGCCGAAAGACGUAGAUUUUUUCUCAGAGUUCAGAGAGCUAGUACAGAGUGAUCCUAGACUGGAGGAACUGUUAAUAGACGAUGGCUGGCGAGAUUCAUGGUAG
Messenger RNA from Bacidia gigantensis, 1518 nucleotides. RefSeq lists its product as uncharacterized. The coding region runs from base 1 to 1518 and encodes 505 amino acids. The record is from RefSeq and is a predicted model, not a curated record. Lineage: Eukaryota; Fungi; Ascomycota; Lecanoromycetes; Lecanorales; Ramalinaceae. Gene Ontology annotation, cellular component: nucleoplasm; cytosol; centrosome. The transcript has 4 exons.